Molecule: messenger RNA, 774 nt
Organism: Cololabis saira (Pacific saury)
Lineage: Eukaryota; Metazoa; Chordata; Actinopteri; Beloniformes; Belonidae
Gene: pxmp4
Product: peroxisomal membrane protein 4
Exons: 4
Coding region: 17-655 (212 amino acids)
Cellular component (GO): peroxisomal membrane
Source: RefSeq, a predicted model, not a curated record
UCUGACAGCAGCAGACAUGGCAGACCCGAUCAAAACUCUCCUCUACACUGUCAACCAUCUCCUACAGCAGGAAAAGUACAAGGCAGCCUUGGCAGUUGUUAAAGGAUUCAGAAACGGCGCCGUAUAUGGGGCCAAGAUCCGAGCACCACACGCGCUGGUGAUGACGUUUCUGUUUCGGAGUGGCAGUUUGAAAGACAAGCUCAGAGCCAUUUUAAAGGCCACAUACACCCACUCCCGGAACCUGGCAUACUUUGUGUUUACAUACAAAGGACUACAAGCCUUGCAGCAGAAGAUCCAGGGCAAGAGUUUGCAGUCACACUCCUUUCUGGCCGCCUGCGUCGGAGGAUGGUUGGUGUUUGGAGACAACAACAACAUAAACAGUCAGAUCAACAUGUAUCUGCUGUCCAGAAUCCUGUUUGCCUUGUCUCGGCUGGCUGUGGAGAAAGGAGUUGUCCCUGCACCAAAGCACGACCCUUUCCCCUUGUUUGCCACACUGGUUUGGGGGAUUGUUUUGUGGCUCUUUGAGUAUUACCCACACACUCUCCAGCCCUCGCUGCAGUCGUCAAUGAACUACCUCUAUCACGACAGCAACGUGUGGCACGACAUCUCAGACUUCCUUGUUUAUAACAAGCCCAGGACUGCCUCUCAGAAAUGAAGCUGUAGCUUUUAUCAUCUCUGUAAUGCUGUCAACGAAUCAUCAUUUCUUUUAUAAUCAAUAAUCCAAAUGUAAUUGAAUGUUACUUUUAGAAGUCUGAUAUUGGAUCACUGUAUUAU